Penicillium cinerascens is the source of this 1083-nucleotide messenger RNA. RefSeq names its product WD40 repeat domain-containing protein. The record is from RefSeq and is a predicted model, not a curated record. The transcript is spliced from 6 exons. Bases 1 to 1083 code for a protein of 360 amino acids. Gene Ontology annotation, molecular function: protein binding. NCBI's taxonomy places the organism in Eukaryota, Fungi, Ascomycota, Eurotiomycetes, Eurotiales, Aspergillaceae.
AUGCAUACACUCAAAGCCAUUGCCUCGUCAUCACUGGGACUACCAGCGGAGAGUUACAUUUACUCCAUCGCGGCAUCGGCGCCCGGAUAUUUCGCCGCCAUCUCCUCAGAUGACUCCCUGCGCGUCUUUGACGCCGCCAAUCUCGAUCGCGUGUCCGUGAUCUCCCGCAAGACCCACGAUGGUGUCUCUGCACUCCGCAGCUACACAGCUGGCGAUGCCCAGCUGUUGGUGACCGGAGGUCGGGAGGGCACGGUGAAGGUCUGGGAUGUUCGGGCCGGGAACGCGGUAGUUGAGAUGGAAACGGCGAGAAACUCUCCUGUGCUCUCUGUGGCUUGUAAUCCGGAGACAAAUACUGUUGUCGCAGGUACGGAGCUUGUGUCUUCGCAGGCAGUUGUCGCAUUCUGGGAUAUCAGAUCACCCCAAGCACCCCGUCUCCAGUACGUGGAGAGUCACAACGACGAUAUCACCGAGCUCCAAUAUCACCCGACCCGCAGCAAUAUCUUACUAUCCGGCAGCACGGAUGGGCUGGUCAACAUCUACGACACAGCCAUAACAGACGAAGACGAGGCUCUGGUGCAGGUCAUCAACCACGGUUCGGUCCACCAUGCCGGCUUCCUAUCCGAGCGCACCAUCUUUGCUCUAAGCCAUGACGAGCAUUUCUCCGUGCACCCGGCCACAGAUCCGGACAACACUGCGCAGGAGCCCGAUCCCGUGCAUUUUGAUGAUGUGCGCGAGCCGCUGGGCUGCGAGUAUGUUGCUCAGCUCUGCAUCGGUAGUCAGGGGCCGUAUAUCGCGGCGGGAAAUAAGGUUGAUCGGCGUUUGGAUCUGGUUCCACUCGUUUCUAGCCCGUCGUGGCAGUUUGACCAGGAUAACCUCUGGCGUCUUCCUGGUGCCCACGGUGAAGAGGUUGUGCGCUCUGUCUACUUGGAUGAACAGAGUCAGUCGGUCUUCACUUGCGGUGAGGACGGACUUGUGCGGGCGUGGAAACCCGCUGAUGGUGACGAAGACUCCCAAGCUCAGACUGGUUCCGCAAAAACCUCGCGAAAGGAUAAGAAGCAGAAGGACCGUUAUAAGCCAUACUAG